AAAGAACCGAUUCUCUUCAAGUUCGCUGUUCGUUCUCCACCCGUCAUUCGCGGCUUAUCUAAUACGGUGCAAAAGCUUUUUCAUUAAUCACCAUGGAGGAAGAUGAUCAAAAAGUGGCUGUGAUGCGUAAAGCAUUUCAAAUGUUUGAUACAACGAAAAGUGGUUUCAUUGAAACUAUGAAAAUCUCAACGAUAUUAAAUACAAUGGGACAACUGUUUGACGAUGGCGAAUUAAAUGCUUUGAUCGAGGAAAAUGAUCCUGAAGGUCUCGGCAAAGUGAACUUUGAUGGUUUUUGCAAAAUCGCCGGUCGGUUUCUCGAAGAAGAGGAUGCGGAAGCGAUGCAAGAGGAACUGAAAGAAGCAUUUCGAUUAUACGAUCGUGAAGGCAAUGGAUAUAUUACCACAGCUACAUUGAAAGAGAUUUUAGCAGCGCUCGACGAUAAACUUACCAGUUCCGAUCUUGAUGGAAUAAUCGCGGAAAUCGAUACGGAUGGUUCCGGUACAGUAGAUUUUGAUGAAUUUAUGGAGAUGAUGACUGGAGAAUGAUCGAGAACUAUUUGAUUCAUGUCAUUCUAAAAAGAUCGCUAAGAAUACAAUAAACUUUUUUAAUAAAAUGAUAUUUACAUAAAAA
This is a messenger RNA of Pogonomyrmex barbatus (red harvester ant), 630 nucleotides long. It is a transcript of the gene TpnC25D, whose product is annotated as Troponin C at 25D. Gene Ontology annotation, molecular function: calcium ion binding. NCBI's taxonomy places the organism in Eukaryota, Metazoa, Arthropoda, Insecta, Hymenoptera, Formicidae. Gene Ontology annotation, cellular component: myosin II complex. The record is from RefSeq and is a predicted model, not a curated record.